Hyalella azteca is the source of this 4777-nucleotide messenger RNA. RefSeq names its product phosphatidylinositol 4-kinase beta. Lineage: Eukaryota; Metazoa; Arthropoda; Malacostraca; Amphipoda; Hyalellidae. Gene Ontology annotation, molecular function: 1-phosphatidylinositol 4-kinase activity. Gene Ontology annotation, cellular component: membrane; cytoplasm. The transcript is spliced from 13 exons. Gene Ontology annotation, biological process: phosphatidylinositol phosphate biosynthetic process; phosphatidylinositol-mediated signaling. The coding region runs from base 497 to 3862 and encodes 1121 amino acids. The record is from RefSeq and is a predicted model, not a curated record.
AAUGUGCUGCCAACAGCUGGACCCGAAACGAGUCCAAUCUUAGAAAGUCAGUGCGCUGAAUAAGUGUAAACAUGAAUCAGACAGACGAUUGAAAGCUGCUAGAGUUGUAAAACGGGAGAAAUUCAACACAAAAUAAGUCGCUUCUAUCAAGCUAAGAUUUGGGGGAAUAAUAUGGGUUAAACCACAUUUAUUGACGUGGAAAAUUUGUUGCAUCGUUCCCACUUCUCUGAUUUUGAACUUAUUAGUGUGAAAGCACUUCGUCUAACUUAACUGUACAUAAAACUCAACUCUUGUGUUUUUCAUGUUCUCUUCAAACUACUAAUCAAACUUAUCACAGAUUGUACUUUCUGCGACUACCCUGAUUUUAUCAACUGUCUGACAUCUUCUGACUCUUAGGUUGUGUGAUGGUGUGGCGCAAUGUUGGAGAGGUCACAGAGCAGUUGUAAGGACGCACGUUCGUGCUCUACAGUUAGUGAAGCACGUGUCUCCCUCCAUCAUGGAGGGUGCCAUCCAUCCACCACCUCGGUCCCCCCUCAACUGUCGUACUAAAGCAUCCGUGCGUGACGAAGUCCCCAUCGUACACGGGGCUGUGAGGCCACUCAGUGCUGGCAGCGCUCAAUCCCGUCCCCCACAUUCUGUCGGUCCGCCUGUCAGGAAAAUCCGUGCCAACCACCAGCGUAAUCUGUCUCUUGACUUCAGAUCGGAAGGCAUCAUUUUGCCCCCACUGCCUCCGGCACCGUCGUUUCCCUCCAGCCAUCACCACCAACGCAACCGAAGCUUGGAUUCAGUUUUACAGCGAAUUCCAGAAGUCGAAUGCAGCGAGCCAGCACCGCUCCCUCCUGCAGCUCCACCGCUGCUUAAGCCCAGCUUGUCAUUCACUUUUUCCGAUGCUCCGAGCUUCAAACUCAGAGUUGAUCCUUGCAGAAGUCGCAUUCUCAACACCGGUCCAGCUUCUCCAGGCCCGGUGCGAGCUGUGCAAUCUGUCACUGCUGUCAUCCGAUCCCAACACUCGCGCUAUGACCAGACCAGCCUAGGCUCCGACGACUCGGGCAUAUGCAGCUCCGAAGGAGAAAUUAGAGACGCUGGGGCUUCUGACAGAACCUACAGCAUAGACUGCUUGCCUCCGUCACUUUACUGUGAAAGUAAAAGAAGUGAUAGCGGCGCUUUGAGCAGCAUGGAAGGAGAUCUAGAAGGAGACUGGAGUCUCCAUUUCGCAGAGCGCAACGAAGGGCAAGAAGACGCUUCUCCCGAAGAUACUACAAUUACUGAAGACUCGAUGCCUGCUAAAGCAACAACUCCUGGGGUUGAGGAGUGUGUCCCUGCUCAAGACUGUGUAGAUAGUAGUCAUUUAAGUGGCGAGUUUGAAAAAGCCAUCCAAAGACUGCCUCUUUCUCUUAGGUUAGACAGAGACACUAGUGUGAAAGUGCCUGUGCGAGAACAUACGUCCACUGAACUGGAGGUGUCCACCCAUAGAAUAAGUGAAAAUCAGUCAUUAUUGUUAAGGCUAUUCGAAAGUAAACUCUUUGACAUGUCCAUGGCUGUGUCAUAUCUAUAUAAGUGUAAAGAACCCGGUGUUCAGCAGUAUAUUGGCAAUAGAUUAUUUAGUUUACCUCGGAAAGAAGCAUAUUUUUACCUGCCUCAGCUUGUGAACAUGUAUGUACAAACGUAUGAAGUUGCCGAAAUUUUGCACCCAUUUUUGGUUCACUGCUGUCGCCACGACACUGUCUUUGCGCUGCAAUGCGCCUGGUUACUUGACGCCUUCUCGUCAGACAGUUCGCUCCAGAGGAAGAAAUCUCACGGCACGAAGUUCAAGAACCUGAUCUUCUCUGAUGAACUUCGACCGAAGAGCGGCGGUGAUUCGACGUUUCGGAUGAUUUGCCGACCAUCUGCUCCAAUGCAGUCCUUGCAUCGAGCGUCCAUAUUUACCCGCAUUAAAGAACACCCCAGCCCGGGGUCGAAUCCUGGGUCGCCGGUCGCCGAACUGCCCUCCAAGUUACCGCCCUGCAUGCUGCCCACCAACAUCGGCAGAAAGACGCACCAAAGAAGUCGCUCGGACGCCACCGUUGCUCUUGGCAGUGCUGUCACUGCUGGAGCUUCAUCUGGCGGAGCAUCGGCGUCGUCUUAUAAUAAGAGUCAUAGGAGAACCCCAUCCGCUGGCAGUGCAAAGAAUUGCUUGGGGGACCUCAAUUCCGGUCGUUCGUUUGACAACGGAUGCAGCUGCUUCGACUCUGAAGAAGCUCGCUGCAAUGCAUUGCGCGGCAAAACUAUAGAUUGCCAUUGCGGGGCCCCGCGUCUUGCUCCAGAGCUCGAGUUUGUUCGAUCUCUGAUCAGCAUCGGCAAAAGAUUGAGCGCCCAGCCGACAAAAGAAGCGAAGACGUCCAGACUUUUGGCUGAGCUGUCUGUGCUCAACUUGAACUUACCUGCUCGAGUUUACCUGCCGUUGGGUGUUACAGACAGACCGCACCACAUCGUGCGAGUGCCGCCACAAGCCGCGGUUGUACUCAACUCUAAGGACAAGGCCCCUUACAUCAUCUACGUAGAGGUCGUUGAGGUGGAGCAUCUAGAGGCGAGUCCGGUGCAAGCGAAACUCUCUCACAGUUUACGACACACUCGCUCAGAAGAGAAUCUUUUGCUGUCUCCAGCCGCGUCAAACUCUUCCUCAACUCUGGACCUGACAACUCCCUCUGCUACCAUCCCCACCAGCGGACUGGGUUCUUCAUCCUCAAUUCCGUCAUCCCUCAGUUCACCUCAUGUCAUGACUACGGGCUUCUUGGAAGAAGGUGACUGCUGGAGUCCUGAAGAUGACGAGAUCAGCCAGCAGUACAGUGGACUGGGACGCAGGCUGGACCGUGACACCAUCUCAAUGAUGUCCCUGGAUUCGUGCGACUCGCGUGACAUAACUUCAGCUAGAGGAGCAGCCGAGAUCCGUAGGAAACUUUCUGAGACUGUCAACGCUCCAAAAACUGGCUUCAAGAGAGAUCCCGAAGAUCCCAGCGCUGCGGCGUUAAAGGAGCCGUGGAGUGAUAAGGUGGAACGAAUUCGAGAAACUUCACCGUACGGGCAUUUACCGACAUGGCAACUGCACUCGGUUAUCGUCAAGUGUGGUGAUGAUUUACGACAAGAACUUUUGGCUUAUCAACUCCUCAACGUGUUCCAGAAGAUGUGGGAGGAAGAAGGAUUAUCCCUCUGGCUUAGGCCUUACAAGAUCUUGGUUUUGUCUGACGACUCGGGGCUGAUAGAACCUAUCGUGAACACUUGCUCUUUACAUCAGAUCAGGAAAAACAGCAAGAUGUCUCUGUUGGAAUAUUUCAUGCAAGAGUUUGGAGACAGCAAUUCAGAAGAAUUUUUGUCGGCCCAACGCAAAUUUGUCGAGUCAUGUGCCGCAUAUUCUCUGGUUUGCUAUAUUGUGCAAGUUAAAGACAGGCAUAACGGAAACAUUUUGCUGGACAACGAAGGCCACAUUAUUCACAUCGAUUAUGGGUUUAUGUUGUCGUCGUCACCAAGAAACCUAGGCUUUGAAUGGUCUCCGUUCAAACUCACGCCCGAGCUGGUAGAAGUGAUGGGCGGAGAAUCUUCUGAUAUGUUCAAGUAUUUCAAAAUACUUUUACUUAAAGGCAUGCUAGCGGCGCGGAAACACCACGAGAGAAUAUUGUCCCUCGUCGAAGUCAUGAGCUCGGGGUGCAAACUGGCAUGCUUCCGUGCUGGUGCUUCAGUGGUGCCGGCGCUGAAGAGUCGCUUUCAUAUGAACAUGACGGAGGAACAACUCAGCGCCCACCUGGACAGCUUAGUGGACAACGCCAUCAAUUCACUCACCACGAGGCUCUACGAUGGUUUCCAGUAUUUUACCAACGGGAUUUUGUAAGAUGACUCCAGCGAUGAUGCUGCAAUAUUGAAUGCAUCAUAAACUUGCCUUAUGGUAUGUAUGGAGCCGUUUUAUCGGUCCUAUCAAAUCAUGUAAUACUCAUCGAGCCUCGACUUCGCCACCCAGAGUUUAAAAGUUUCGUGACGAAGAAGGGCUUCCAAAAAUCGAGAUACUUAAAUCUUUCCAAAGCUAAAUCCAGUCUUGUCAAUAAUUUUCAAUUAGUUUUUCGUCUGUCACAAUGUUCUCAUUAGCGUCGUUAUUAUAAGGUCUGACGUCUCCGUUAUUGGCGAAAGCGGAUUCCGCGUCUGUGGCCGGAUGCUGAAAAUCGAGGCUAAAAAUGCCAGUUGAUGAGCUGAUCUUAUCCGCAGUGACACAUUGAUCGCAUUCCGGCUGUGCCUGAAGCCUUUGAGCAGUAUUAUGUUUCUCCCGUGAUACUAAAUCGACAAAAGCUUCCUAUUUGCGGCAAUUCUGUAUGAUAAAGUUUUCAGCAAUGCUGAAACGACUGAUUUUUUUUGGCCCGUCAUUAGUUGAUGAAGCAAAUCAAUUACUUAGCAGCCUAAAUUUACUGAAGGAUUUUGAGUGUUUUUUACGGGAUCUAUGAAACUUUUUUAUCUGUUUAGAUUUUUUAUAAUUGAUGCCAUUGUAGAAUUCGGUAACUUGUAGAUAUGCUUUAUAUAUAUCUGAUCUGCAGAUCCUUUUGCUACUCUCAAAUGUGGUGUUUUUUGUAUUACUUUCAGCUUCGUCGUCUCUGUGUAAUAAUUGUUGAAUUGUCUUGAUGAAACAGAUCUGCUUGUCUCAUUGUACCAACGUUAUUAUCUUUAAUAUUAGUGUAUGAUAUUUGAUAGGUCAGGAGUACAUUUCUUGCCAAACUGUUUUUUCUUUGCUAUGUCAUGAAUUAGUGUCGUAAUUUUCUUA